AUGACACUUGUUGCAAAAGCUCUGUCAAGCGUCCAUGAUUUAUUGGAAAGAAGUUAUGAUCGAAGUUUGCUCAUUCUCACUGUACUCGCUUCAAGGCAUAACCGUUCAGGUCUCGUCCAUCCACCGACAUCCGUUCCUCCAGCACCCUCCUCAAACAAAAUGAUGAAAAUAACCUUUUUCGCUUUGGCCGCUCUGGCUUUGGUGUGCGCUCUACCACAAGAGGGCGACAAGGCAAAGCAGCCUGUUGAAAUCGUGAAGCAAGACUCUGAAGUCGACGUUAAUGGAUACAACUUCGAGUUCGAAACCAGCGACGGCACUUCGAGGCAAGAACAAGGAGAGUACAAGAAUGACACCGACCAGCAAGGCCUGUCUGUGAAGGGCAGCUACAGAUAUGUAGCGCCUGACGGCCAACACAUCCAAGUCACCUUCGUUGCCGACAAAAACGGCUACCAGCCCACCGAGGAAAAGCCCGACCAGGACCAAAAACCCGCCCAGUCC
Molecule: messenger RNA, 498 nt
Organism: Iphiclides podalirius (scarce swallowtail)
Lineage: Eukaryota; Metazoa; Arthropoda; Insecta; Lepidoptera; Papilionidae
Source: the annotation of a GenBank genome assembly